AACAUGCAUGGUUUUUAAUCUUCAUUUCAUCUUUCUUGUUGCUUUAAUUUCCUGGCCUUUUCUUUUAGUUUCCUUGCUACAACCCUCUCGUGGGGGUCCUUCAAUGUGAUUUGGGGGACCCUAGUCUUAAUUUGAUUUGGCCAAUUCUUGUCAAUUAAAUUAACACAAUACACCAUCAUCCAAGACAGAUAUUUUGUUUUGCCAUUUGGUUUUUUAGAACAAAUUAAAGACUUAAUUCUAUAGAAGAGGAACAUAAAUUAAUUAAUCAUUUUGUUAAUUUAAUUAACUUAUUAAUUAAUUUGAUCCUCUUGGAUCGGAGCUGGAGGGGUGUUUAUUUAAUUUGAUCUAGAAUGGUUGAUUGCCUGAAUUGCUUCCCGUGUUUUAGCUCUCAGAAAAGUAAAAAGAGUAAUAGCAAGAGGGAAGGGUCUCCUGCGGAAGAUAAUUUUGUUGCAAAACCACCUGAUAUGAAAAAUAAAAGACCUGAAGAUGCAGCCGCAAUUGAUCCUGCAAACAUAAAGGCAAAACAUUACACAUUCCGUGAGCUGGCAACAGCAACAAAGAACUUCCGUCAAGAAUGCCUCCUUGGUGAAGGAGGCUUUGGCAGAGUCUACAAGGGCGUCAUCCCUGCUACCGGCCAGACUGUGGCUGUGAAGCAACUUGACCGAAAUGGUAUGAAUGGCAAUAAGGAGUUUCUGGCUGAGGUUUAUACGCUAAGUCAGUUGAACCAUGAAAACAUUGUCAACCUCGUUGGUUAUUGUGCUGAUGGUGAUCAACGUCUAUUGGUGUAUGAGUUCGUUCAAGGCACUGCUCUAGACAAACGUCUUCUUGAGAACAAAGGGGAUCAACCUCCACUAAAUUGGUACACCAGAAUGAAAGUGGCAGCGUCGGCGGCGAGAGGGCUAGAGUACUUGCAUGACAAUGCCAAUCCUCCAAUAAUAUUCAAGGACUUGAAACCCUCUGAUAUACUGCUGGAUGGAGACAAUAAUGCUAAGCUGUUUGGUUUUGGUCUGGGACAGCAUGGAAAUGACAUGAACCUUGCACCUACAAGGGUUAUGGGAACUUAUGGUUACUCUGCUCCUGAGUAUGUCAGGACGGGUCAACUUACCAUGAAGUCUGACGUCUACAGUUUCGGGGUAGUAUUGCUUGAGCUCAUAACUGGACGCCAAGCGGUCGACACCACAAGGCCAAAUGAUGAGCAAAACCUUGUUUCUUGGGCACAACCCAUAUUCAAAGAUCCAAAGAGAUUUCCGGACAUGGCAGAUCCAAAUCUUGGCAAAAACUUCCCAGAAAAGGAUCUGAACCAAGCUGUUGCAAUAGCAGCAAUGUGCUUACAAGAAGAAGCCGAAGCGCGUCCUUUGAUGAGCGAUGUUGUCACUGCUCUGAGUUUCCUUUCCACUGUUCCUCCUCCGGGGGCUGUGCCGAUUCCAAAGGCCCCCUCGGUGGCCUCCAAAAAGAACUCUAAAGGCAAAGAAGACUAUAGCAAAAGCGAAAGCGAAAGGGAAAGCGAAGGUGAAAGCGAAAGUGAACGAGGAAGCCUCAGUGGAAGCGACAGCUCUUACUCCCGUGCAAGUAGCAGGAGAACAAUGAGUAGAACAUACACUUCAGAUUCAGAUGGAAGCUAUUCCUCCAGCAGCUAUCAGAGCGAAAGCAGCAUCUCCGACCACAAAGCAAGCACCAAGAUAACAAGCAGAAAGCAUUCUUCUAGAGACGCCAGCAAAAAGCAUAGCAGCAGAAAACAUUCUACCAAAGAUAUAAGCAACAAGAGCACAAAGAAACCCUCUCUUGUUGAAAAGGGCGACAAAAAAUCCUCUGAAUUGAGGAAGAAGAGCACCAAGAAAUCGUCCAAGGCUUCCGGCCACAAGAGCAGCAAAAAAACCUCUCUGAAAAUCUUGAGCCAAAAGAGUAGCAAAAAGUCGGAAGAUGAAAGCAUCUUCAUUAGCAGAAAUAGCAGCAGCAGCGUGAUCUCGGCCGACGAGAUACUGGAGCACAUGGGAAGCAGGGAAUACGGGAAUAUAUCUUUUGGUCUCAUAAGCAGCGAGAGUAUUACCAGCAACAGAUCUGAAGAUUAAAGAUUGCCGUAUUUUAGAUCAGUGGUGGGUGAAGGUUAACAUUCGCCUUUCCGCCGGUUGGAAACUUUCAAGGCAUGUGCAAAAUACUUUAAUUUUUUUCUGUCAAAGUAGCGUCUCUUUGGUUUUUUCUCUUUCCUUUCCUCUUUUUAUUUUUUUGAGCAAUGCAACAUGUGUGGAA
Molecule: messenger RNA, 2247 nt
Organism: Arachis ipaensis
Lineage: Eukaryota; Viridiplantae; Streptophyta; Magnoliopsida; Fabales; Fabaceae
Product: putative serine/threonine-protein kinase PBL26
Biological process (GO): protein phosphorylation
Molecular function (GO): protein kinase activity; ATP binding
Source: RefSeq, a predicted model, not a curated record